UCCCCGCUCCCGCCGCAAACCCUUGGCAUUGCCCGGCGCCGGUCGGUGCGCUUUCCCUGGCAUGGAGAGGAGCCGCGGCCACGGCAAGAACGCGCACCCGCCCCCGCUCGCGCCGCCGCGCCGGGCGCGGGCGGAGCGCCAGCGCGCGUCCGGGUCCGGCGCGUCCUUCUCGGCCUCCCUCCUCGACACCAUCUACCGCUCCCUCGACGACGGCGGCGUCGUCGACGGCGACGCCGCGCGCCGGUCGGAGGAGCAGGCGCUGGCGCCGGCGCCGCCGCAGUUCUGGUGGGCGGGCAAGCCGAAACAGGCCGCGGGCGCGGACAGACGCCGCCGCGAGACGGGGCCGGCGGUUCGCCCGCGGCACUCCGGGUACGCGUCGUCCGCCACCUCGUCGUCGGACUCGACCUCCAGCUACAGCUUCUCCUGCUCGUCCGCCUCGACCACCGACACCGAGUCCACGUGCCGCCGGCGCAGCCCGCCCCCGCCGCGGCGCCAGCUGGAGGAGUUCGUCGCCCCGGACAGUGUGGACGUGGCCGUGCCAGUGACAACGCCCGGCGAGAAGGCGAAGAAGAAAGGCAGGCCGUGUUUUCCUGUCGCGAGGCACCGGCCAAGAGACGCCGCGCCGUCUUCGCCCGGGCCACCGCCGCCGUCGCCGGGGACGUUCGCGUGCGCCCUCAAGGCUCUGUUCACCUCCGGCCGCCUCCCGAGGAAGCCCAGGACUCCGACACGCGCCCCACCUCCGCAGACGUUGCCGGAGCUACCGCAGCCAUCGUGCGUGUCGGCCGCGACGGACGCGAGCAUGGCGGAGAGGAGGUGCGUGAGGUUCUGCUCGGACGCCGAGGCGUCGGUGGUGCGGCGCAGGGUCGAGGAGCUGGUGCGGAGCCUCGGGGAGCUCGAGGAGGACGAGGAGGGGAGCGACUCCAGCUCCGAUCUCUUCGAGCUGGAGAGCCUUGGCGGGGCGAACGGCGACGAGCUGCCCGUGUACGGCACCACCAGCCUCGUGGCCAAUCGCGCCAUCGCGCACGCGACGGUUUUCUAGGUCCUUCGCAUGCUAAAAAAGGGCAAAAGUUGUAAAAAUUGGAAGGACCUGCAACUAAAAUGUUGUUGUUGCUUGCAUUCUUCUAGUAAAUCAUGUUUGUAUUAUGUA
Messenger RNA from Triticum dicoccoides, 1147 nucleotides. Its product is annotated as protein BIG GRAIN 1-like. The transcript has a single exon. The coding region runs from base 62 to 1039 and encodes 325 amino acids. The record is from RefSeq and is a predicted model, not a curated record. Lineage: Eukaryota; Viridiplantae; Streptophyta; Magnoliopsida; Poales; Poaceae. Gene Ontology annotation, biological process: auxin-activated signaling pathway.